UUCAACGGUUUCUUGUAUUUUAAUACGCGUAAAAGCAAUGCAUUUUGUUGUGAAAAAUGGAUUUUAGUGCGAUAAAUAAACAUUAGUCUGAAAAAAAUAACUUAGAUUAUCGUAGUUUAUAUUCGUUUAUAUACAGGACUUGUGUAUUGUGUCGGGUGGCAUAAUUGAAAAAAUGGGUGGUAAACAAAUAAGCGCGCGUACUGCGUGUUUGAACGAUUUAAUUCUUGGCCGAUCGACUCCGGCAGUGGAAAAUCAUUUUUCGGCUACCAUUGACCAGGUCGGCGAUAUAUCAUUGGAGACGGCCAUCUCCCGGGAAGGACUUUUGGAUUCAUUAUUUUUGCUGUAUGAGGAAUGCAGCAAGGAUGCCCUCAAAAAGAGAGAUAAAAAUGUUUCAGAUUUUGUCAACAAAUACCGACCUAUCGUCAAAGAAACUCGCUCGAUGCGAGUUAACGUUAACGACUUUGAUGUAAAAAGUUUAAUCGGAAAAGGUUACUAUGGAGAAGUUCAUUUGGUAUAUGAACGCGGGAACAAAAACGGCGAGGUAUAUGCCAUGAAAAAAAUGUGCAAGGCAAUGGUUACUUCUACUCAAAUUCGAGAGGAACGGGAUAUCAUGGCGUCCAGGCGGUCAGAGUGGAUAACCUCGCUACAGUAUGCAUUUCAGGAUCAAGAAUGCUUGUACCUGGUGAUGGAGUAUCUUCCGGGAGGUGACCUGCUCAGUUUGAUGAUUCGUGUGGGUAUCUUCGAUGAAGAGCUUGCUCAAUUCUAUCUAGCGGAGUUAACGGAGGCCCUCAAUUCUUUGCACGCUCUUGGUUAUGUUCAUCGAGACAUCAAACCGGAAAACAUUCUGUUGGAUCGAUUCGGUCACCUGAAGUUGGCGGAUUUUGGCAAUGCGAUUGCGAUCAACAAAGACGGUAGUGUUACCAGUAUUACACCCGUCGGAACACCCGAUUAUGUUGCCCCGGAAUUGCUACAAACACUUUCGACGACAUCACGAUCACCGAGAAGCAAUCACGAUGUUACUUGCGAUUUUUGGUCAAUGGGCAUUAUUGGGUAUGAGUUUGUAACUGAAUCGACUCCGUUUCAUGAUGAAAAUGUAAACGAAACUUAUUCGAAAAUUAUCGCCCAUUGUGAGGGUCGAUAUACAAACAAAUUGUCAUAUCCAGAUCAUGUGUCCAUAUCCGCUCACUACAGAGAUCUUAUUGACAGACUCGUGACGAAAGUGUCCAACCGAAUGGGGUACAGUGAGAUUAAAAAACAUCCGUUCUUCAGUGAUGUAAACUGGACCAAGUUGAGAUAUCAAAUUCCUCCCAUAAUCCCAACCGUUAGUAGCGAUGACGACACGUCCAACUUCGAAGACGUUGACAAAUCCGUUAAAAGGAAUAUGCUUAUAAGCAAACCGACCUAUCCGAUAUCAAAGGUUCACGAUUUUAGUGGACAAAAUCUUCCAUUCCUCGGUUACAGUUACGUUUAUGAGGAGGCAGAUCCAGCAGGAAAGUAUCGCGAUACUGACGAACAUAUGGCCACAGCUCGCUUAUCGCAGAAAAUCAAAGAGCAGAAUCAAUUGAUUAAGGAGUACAAAGAAGAAAUUCAUCAGCUCCAGCGAGGUCUACUAGAGAGGGAUCGCAAAAUUGCCACGAUUAAUGCACACAGUAAAGUUUAUGGGGACACAAAAAAAGAAAUGGAAAAUUUACAGGAAUUGUUAAAAACAAAAACCGCCGAGCUUGCGACGGCCAAAACGGAUAUAAAAACUCUGCGGAACAGGUUCAAAAUCGAAGAAGAGCAACGUUUGAAAAACGAGGCAACUUUGGCGGACAUGUUGAAACAAACUUAUAAAAAGUGGGAAAAGGCCAAGCAAGCAUCGGAUCAGAACUAUGAAAAACAAAUUGCUGAUAGACGCACAGAAUACAACAUGUUGAGUGAGAAGUUGCGAUCGCAGUCCAACGAGCUCCGAUCGAAAGUUGAUGAGUGCAGUCAGCUGCAGUCGAUGAUUGAAAAUUAUAAGGAUCUGCUCAGAAAAUCGAAAGACAAAUUGAUGGUGGAUAAGGAAGAGUACGAUCAAAAUCACAACCAACUGGUGGCGGCCUAUGAGACGAAAAUUAUGGAGUUGAAGCAAAAAUGGAAAACCGAGAAAGAUCUGCGAGCAAAACAGGAAGAGGACAUUCGAGAACUUCGAUCACGGCUCCACGAAUACGAACAUGAUGCCAAGAAUACUGAACACUCUCACCAGAAGUAUGUGGAUAAUCUCAAACGAAGAAUGACCAUUCAGCUGGAAGAGGCCAAGCAGGUAUCGGAUAAAAUAAGUGAAGAAAUGCAGCAGAAGUGCAACAACUUAAGACGAGAGAUUACUAAACUGCAGGAACAAAGCGUUUCAUGCAGUACUAGCACUAGUAGCAACAGAAGUUCGAUGGUUAGCGUCAACGAGCCGGAAUUCAAGAGUGCCAAUUCCAGUUUGCAGGAGCUACACACGCACGUGGAAGAGCAGUUGCGAAGUGAUCUGAUUAAGGCGAGAGAAAGCGAAGACCUGCAACGCAAACGAGCUGACGGAUUGGAGGAGGUUGUUUCGCGACUGGAGAAAAUCAUCGAUCAGUUCAAGACUGGUCCGGGUGCGAGCGGACCAUCGGAAUCGGCGACGACGACUUCACUGUUAGAACGUCAGAACGAGCGCUUGGAAGGAAGACUUAAUGCCGUUCGGGAGCAGUCGAUCCUGGACAAGCAAUCGGCUCGAACGGCUAAUCUGUCACUGUGGAAGCUGGAAAAAGAGUUGGACCGGGUGAAGCUGGACAAUUCUAUUCUUGGUCGGAAGGUUGAACAGGCCGAAGAACGAGCGAACAAAAUCCGCAAGGAAAAGGAAGAAGCCGAAUUUAAAAUCAAACAAUCGGAGGAAACUGUGGCAAACAAAUUGAAGCAGAUUGACGAUUUGAAGGAAGACGUUCGUUUAUUGAAAGAUGAUUUGAAAAAGGAGAAAAACAGUCGGGACUUGAUCGAAAGAGGACGACUUACGGAGAAGGCUGAUUUGAUUGCAGCUACCGCCAAGCUGCAAAGUAUGGAGGAUAAAUUAGAUGAAGCAAAACUGAAGGCUAGCCAGGCCAAUGAUAAUUUGAGGGUUCUAACUACGGAAAAUUCACGACUUCUCCGAGAAUUAAAUGAAUGCCGGGAAGAGCUAUCGAGUGUCGAGGAGUCCAAAACACAUUUAGAGGAAAAAUUGGUUACUGUUACCAAGAAUUUUAAUAUGCUAAAGGGAGCUUGCAGUAUAACUGAGACACAACUAACGGAACUGGAGAUCUUACUUACGAAAGAGCAGAAACGGAGCAAGGAAAAUCAAGAGAAAAUAAACAACCUAUGGAAGGAAAUGAAUGAAAAGGAUUCUGAAAUUGCCAAACUGCGGCAAGAUCUACAUCAAGAGAAAUCAUCCAAAACAUUAAACGAGUCAAAAACCGUUCAGCUUGAGUCUGAGUACGAGAAAUUGAGACAGAAAUUUGAAGAUCUUCAGAAACAGAUGGUCGAUCAGCAGAAGGAGCUGAUUGAAAAGACAACUAGCCUGUUUGAAGUGCAGGAACGCAUCGAAAUGUUAAACUUGGACACCGACAAUCUGCAGAAGGUUGUUUCCAAUUACGAACAUGAGCAUCUGUUGCUCAAAGAAGAAAACUCGAAAGUGCUAACGGACUUAUUCAUGGCCAAGGAACACAUAACUAAGCAAAACAAUGAAAUUAAAGACUAUAAAAACAAGAUCAAUCAGUUAAACAAUGAACUCGGUCACGUGAAGAAGGUCCUUGUCGAACAGAAACAAUUCUACUCCGAACGAAACAUCAAAUCGGAAGCAACAUUGGAUCAGUACAAAAAAUUGAUCGAUUUCCUGCAAGCUCGUGUGGACGAAAGUGCACACAAGAAGAAAAAAUCUUUUGCGGAUAAGAUUUUUGGCUCCAGUGGUCACGACAAAAAGGAAAACGUUCCCCCCAAUCCAAUUAUGAUUGAAAAUACAACAAGUUACAAGAAGCUUCAGGAAGAAUUGCAGAAGGAGCGUCAGCGCACUAACCAACUGAAGGAGCAACUUUUGCGCACGAAAACAGACAUGAUUGCCAUGCAAGGUUCACUGAAGAAGACUCAGAAAGAUAAAGAAAAUCAGAAGCAGUUAGAAUAUGAGAUUGUCGAGGAAAAGCCAGUGCCGGAAAAAGCUGUUCCAACUGUGCAGAGGAAAACAUCACAAAAACCAUGUAAAACUAGCACUUCCAAAGCGCAUACGUUCGAUAUGACAUUGGAAACGCCGUCAUCGAAAAAUCCGGUCCAACUGUGCAGUGUUUGCGAUCGACAUAUCCUAGCCGGUCAGCCAUACUGGAAGUGUACGGUUUGCUCCAAAAACGUUCAUCGGAAGUGUCGAUCGGGUGCCAAAAAUGAUUGCCAGGAAGACGGCGAUCUAGAUUCACUGGCUAACGAAUUGUUGCAGGAGGUUGGUGCGUCGAGUGACACGGACUCGAUACAGGAUAGAGUCAGUUUGAUGGGCACUGAUUCGGGUCCUGUUAGCAGUGCUGACGAGAAGGUUAAUGACGACGAGGAUAAAUAUGUAGGUGAUUUGCUGUUCAAGUCGCGACGGUUGGAGCCAAAAUUGGUCAUCAAUGAUGUUUACGAUGUAAACGAAAGUGUGGUACUGUUGGCUACCGACAGCGGAUUACAUUCGUACAACGUGGAAACAGCGGAAUGCGUUCAGAUAAAAGGUAUCUCCAAUGUAAAGUCCUUUGCUAUAUCGCAGCACAUUCCAAAGGCAAUUAUAAUUGGCAACGAUGGCGAAUAUUUGUACCAGUGUGACGUACGCCAUCUGCAGAGCCGUGCUCAAGCUUCCUCUUGCCUGUCUCCUAAGGUGGAGACUUUUGUGUUGGAUCUUUCGAUUGCCAACCGAACGCACAGCGAACGGUGGCAUCUGGUUCGAAUGAUGGAUGAAGUUUCAUCGCAGCAAUUGUCGGACGCGAUUGCGAUUGCGGCGACUUCCUCGAGGAUUGUCAUUCUGAAAUUUGAUGUCAAUUUAGGACGAUUCAAGCCUGUACGUGGCUUAGAUACGGUUUUACCAGUUUCGUCGGUUCUCUUCACCCGACACACCGCCAUUGUAAGUUCAGAUAAGUUUUUUGAAAUCGAUCUCUCGUCAUUCGGUGCGGAAGAAUUUUUGGACAUGUCGGACUCUAGUUUGAGGGAUAUUCGCUCUUGUACCCCGGCAGCAGCAUUCAAAGUGAACAGUCAGGAGUUCCUUCUUUGUUUCAAAGAAGUUGGUAUCUUUGUUGACGAAUACGGCUGUCGUUCCCGACCGGACAACAUAAAUUGGUUACAGGAGCCACUGGAUUUCAAGUAUCGCGAAUCAUGCCUAUUCAUUGCCCAUUCUGAUUGCGUUCAAGUGAUGUAUGUAAGCAAGUCGUACACGAAGGAACUAGAACGUAAGGAAUCUGCCGAUGAACGGAGGGCGUUCGUUAAUCUGAAUUCGCCGACGUUGUUGGCAUUCCUUGACUUUGCUCGAACGAGUAUCUACGUGGCCUGCGAAUGCGGUCAUGAACGGGAACAAGAAAUCAUCAAACUCGAUGGGUACAAAGCAUUGCAGACUAUAUCGCCCGGUGUCGGUAGUUCAAUGGAAACUUUAUCCAGCAUGGCCAGUUACCCAACUACGGUUGCCCAGAGCAAUGAGACGAUAUCGACGCUUGGGCACGCGGUGUAAUCAUUGAAUUUAAGACUCAUUUACGAUUAUGGAUUGUUGAUUUUAGAUAUGUGACGUAGAAGUAUGUGCUCUUAAUAAAGAUUUUACUUCUCUGUGAAA
Molecule: messenger RNA, 5791 nt
Organism: Malaya genurostris
Lineage: Eukaryota; Metazoa; Arthropoda; Insecta; Diptera; Culicidae
Gene: sti
Product: citron Rho-interacting kinase
Exons: 6
Coding region: 173-5692 (1839 amino acids)
Biological process (GO): peptidyl-threonine phosphorylation; actomyosin structure organization
Cellular component (GO): cytoplasm; actin cytoskeleton
Molecular function (GO): protein serine/threonine kinase activity; ATP binding
Source: RefSeq, a predicted model, not a curated record